Coregonus sp. 'balchen' is the source of this 348-nucleotide messenger RNA. The record is from the annotation of a GenBank genome assembly. NCBI's taxonomy places the organism in Eukaryota, Metazoa, Chordata, Actinopteri, Salmoniformes, Salmonidae.
AUGCCCAUGCCUUUGCUACGGCAUGAAAAGACCAAAUGCCCCCAGGCAACCCGGGAGAGGGUCCGAUUCAGUGAAAAGGUCCAGUAUCACGGGUACUGCCCUGACUGUGACCUGCAAUAUGACGUCGACAACACAGAUAUGCACUUACAGACAGAAUUGACCGAUGACAUGAGCCCUGUCCAUCAGUGUUCCUCCUCCUCACCACCAUCCCAGCUCAUGUUAGAAAAUGGCGGCCUCAGUGUCAGCCAUAGUUUCCCUCCUACAAACCUGCCUUGUGUGCCUCAUCCUAACCCUUCCCUGAAACCACAGAAAACCAUCCUGCGAAAAUCAACCACCACAACGGUUUGA